Molecule: messenger RNA, 2185 nt
Organism: Nelumbo nucifera (sacred lotus)
Lineage: Eukaryota; Viridiplantae; Streptophyta; Magnoliopsida; Proteales; Nelumbonaceae
Product: GDP-L-galactose phosphorylase 2
Biological process (GO): glucose metabolic process
Cellular component (GO): cytoplasm
Molecular function (GO): GDP-D-glucose phosphorylase activity
Source: RefSeq, a predicted model, not a curated record
CAAUCAUCAUUCUCUCAUCAUCCCCAUUUCUCAUCUAUUUAUAGCCUCUCUACUCAUCCCUUCUCGUGCUUGAGCAAGAGAGAGAGAUUUAAAACUACAAAAGUCCUUUUUUCUAGAGUUCUUCUUCACUGUUUCCGUUAGAUCUCCACGGUCUCAUCCUCCUUCCGGUUUCCAUAAAAAUCAAGAUCCUCUGUUCUGCCUGCUUGUGCUUGGAGGUCCAACAGCGAGAGACAUACAUCGGAAGAUAGGCAAGGGGGUAAAACCCGGGGCCGCCACGUUGUUGACAUCACGGCUAUACAUAAAGUUAACCGAUCUCUCAUUCAUGUCCGAUCAGUUCGACGUAAGGGUUGUGUAGUUGAGAGCAACCCUUCGCCGCACGGAGGACGUGGUGCUUUGCCUUCCGAAGGCGGCAGUCCUUCCGAUCUCCUCUUCCUCGCCGGUGGUGGUGGUCUUCACCUUGCCACCUCUUUCCUUUAGGAUACUAUCUUUCUUAGUAGACAGCUAGGUAGUGAUUAAAUAGGAUUAGGGAAAAAAAGAAGAGUAGAAGACUACUUGGUUGCUCUUUACUUCUUUGCUCGAUUGUUGGGGAGGUUUGCAAUUGAUUUUUACUGAAUUCAAUCAUGAUGUUGAGUAUCAAAAAGGUUCCUACUUUGGUUUCCAAUCAUCAGAAGGAAGAGGGGGAGGAGUCCCGUCUUAAUGGAGGGGGUUGCGGCCGUAAUUGCCUUAACAAGUGUUGCAUUCAAGGGGCAAAUCUUCCCUUGUAUACUUUCAACAGGAUGAACAAGAAGGUUCAAGAGAAGGGCUUGGUCGACGACGAGAAAGAGCCUCCCGUGGCCUUUCUGGAGUCCCUCAUUCUUGGAGAGUGGGAGGAUCGCAUGCAAAAAGGGCUUUUUCGCUAUGAUGUCACUGCCUGCGAAACCAAGGUGAUUCCGGGUAAGUACGGCUUCAUUGCCCAGUUGAACGAGGGCCGCCACCUCAAGAAGCGGCCUACAGAGUUCCGAGUUGACAAGGUCCUCCAGCCUUUUGACGGCAACAAGUUCAACUUCACGAAAGUUGGGCAAGAGGAGGUGCUCUUCCAAUUCGGAGCCAGUGAAGAUGACGAAACCAAUUUCUUCCCAUUUGCUCCGAUCGAUGUCGACGACUCGCCGAGUGUUGUUGCAAUUAACGUUAGCCCAAUCGAGUACGGGCAUGUACUGCUGAUCCCCCGGAUUCUGGACUGCUUGCCACAAAGGAUUGACCGUGAGAGCUUCUUGCUUGCCCUCCAUAUGGCAGCAGAAGCCGGGAAUCCAUACUUCCGGUUGGGUUACAACAGCUUGGGUGCAUUUGCUACUAUCAAUCACCUUCACUUUCAGGCUUAUUUUUUGGCUGUGCCGUUUCCAAUUGAGAAGGCUCCCACCCGAAGAAUUACCACCACUGACGGAGGUGUGAAGAUCUCUGAGCUGUCCAACUAUCCGGUCAGAGGUCUUGUGUUUGAGGGAGGCAAUACUCUGAUUGAUUUAUCUAAUGCUGUAUCUGAAUCCUGUAUCUGCCUUCAAGAUAACAACAUCCCUUACAAUGCCCUCAUCUCUGACUAUGGGAAAAGGAUUUUCCUGUUGCCUCAGUGUUAUGCUGAGAAGCAAGCACUUGGGGAGGUAAACCCAGAGCUUCUUGACACUCAGGUCAACCCGGCUGUGUGGGAAAUUAGUGGCCACAUGGUGUUGAAAAGGAAACAUGACUAUGAGGAAGCAACAGAGGAGAACGCAUGGAGGCUCCUUGCAGAGGUCUCCCUCUCUGAAGGGAGGUUCCAGGAGGUGAUGGCUAUGAUUUUUGAAGCCAUUGCUUGCAAUGUUGAUGCAAAUGAAAGCAUCGCUCUGAGCAUUGGAGAGAAAGCAGCUGAUGGGAAUCAAGAAACCAACGCUACAAUGAUCCCUGGGAAGCAGGAAUGCCUUGUCCAGUAUUAGUUGAUGUGUGCCAAGAACUGGGUGAGUGUGGUAGAUGUAUUGUGGUCAAUCCUGGUGGUAACCUAAAUAAAGGGAACCGUGUUUGCUUUUCGCCAUUGUCAUUGUUGUUCUGGUGUCUUGUCUUGGUAAUCAGAUGUCUUCUAUGCACAGUUUAUACCUAAUUGUACUAGUUCCAGAUGAACUUCCCUGUACUUCAGCCUUGAGGAUAGUUCUACCUCUACGGUUAUUUAUGUGGUUCUUUCUCC